AUGUAUGAUGCUGGAAUCGCAUUCAAUGCGGUCAAAUAUGAUAGUUUCAAGCCAAUGAUUGAAGCAAUUGGGCAAUAUGGUCCUGGGAUGAAACCACCUAGUUAUCAUGAGGUGAGAGAACCUCUUUUGAAAGAAGAGAUCAACCAUACAAUGCUGAUUUUGAAACAUAAUGAAGAAGAGAUGGCGAAGAAUGGUUGUACUUUAAUGGCUGAUGGGUGGAGAGAUAGAAAGGGGAGAUCACUUAUCAAUUUCUUAGCGAAUACCCCAAAAGGCAGCAUGUUUAUUGAAUUAGUUGAUGCAUCUAGCUACUCUCAUACUGGUGAGAAGAUGUUUGAGUUACUUGACAAGUUUGUGCAAAAAGUUGGGGUGCAUAAUAUUGUUCAAGUGGUCACCGACAGUGCAUCGAAUAAUGUUUUUGCUGGAAAGAAGUUGAUGGAUAAAUAUCCAAACUUGUAUUGGACCCCGUGUGCAGCACAUUGUUUGGAUUUGAUGUUUGAGGACAUAUUCAAAAUGCCGGAUUUGAAGAGGGCGCUUGAACGGGCAAUCAUUGUUAACGGAUAUAUUUACAACCGAACUAUGUUGUUGAACAUGAUGAGAGAGUUCACCGGCCAAAGAGACCUUAUAAGGCCAGCUAAAACUCGUUUUGCCACUGCUUUCUUGACUAUGAGAAGCUUUUAG
This is a messenger RNA of Zingiber officinale, 678 nucleotides long. RefSeq lists its product as uncharacterized. Bases 1 to 678 code for a protein of 225 amino acids. NCBI's taxonomy places the organism in Eukaryota, Viridiplantae, Streptophyta, Magnoliopsida, Zingiberales, Zingiberaceae. The record is from RefSeq and is a predicted model, not a curated record. The transcript is spliced from 2 exons.